Messenger RNA from Gekko japonicus, 634 nucleotides. Its product is annotated as ATPase WRNIP1-like. Gene Ontology annotation, biological process: DNA-templated DNA replication; regulation of DNA repair. Gene Ontology annotation, molecular function: single-stranded DNA helicase activity; DNA binding; enzyme activator activity. The transcript is spliced from 3 exons. Gene Ontology annotation, cellular component: nucleus. The record is from RefSeq and is a predicted model, not a curated record. NCBI's taxonomy places the organism in Eukaryota, Metazoa, Chordata, Lepidosauria, Squamata, Gekkonidae. The annotation marks the transcript as partial.
GUGAAGAACAUUAUAACUGCAUUUCCGCCCUCCAUAAAUCUAUGCGAGGCUCAGAUGAAAACGCUUCUCUUUACUGGCUUGCCCGAAUGCUUGAAGGUGGGGAGGACCCUCUAUAUGUGGCCAGAAGACUGGUGAGGUUUGCGAGUGAAGAUAUAGGACUGGCUGAUCCUUUGGCCUUAACGCAAGCGGUGGCUACUUACCAAGGCUGCCACUUCAUUGGAAUGCCAGAAUGUGAGGUUCUGCUCGCCCAGUGCGUGACCUACUUUGCCAGAGCGCCAAAGUCUAUAGAGGUGUACAGCGCAUACAGCAAUGUCAAGGCGUGUCUAAGAAACCAUCAGGGACCACUUCCACCAGUUCCGUUGCACUUAAGGAACGCGCCAACCAGGCUCAUGAAGGACAUUGGGUACGGUAAAGGGUAUAAAUAUAAUCCCAUGUUCAAGGAGCCUGUCGAUCAGGAAUAUCUGCCUAAAGAACUAAGAGGGGUCAAUUUUUUUAAAGAGAGAAGAAUGUAACGUUACCCAUCAAUGGUCUUCCCCCAGCAAGGCACUAACACACUCACACGAUACUAAUUCUGUAAUUUCUUACCAUUUGAGUUCUCUCUGCAUCUCCUGGGCUGAUUGUAUUGAAUCAGUUU